AUGUGGCAGUACUGGUUCACGCUGGCCUUCAUCAACAAGAUUGGAUGGCUCGCAAUACAAUUGAUGGGCUUCUUCUUCAUGACAGUGUUCAUGUUCGCUUUGGCCACCCCUUACCACCAAUGGACCUUGCCAGACAAUCGAAUCGGGUUCAUGAUCAUGUACUCAUUCACCUUCUUCUUCGCAAACUUCGGCCCUAAUGCCACCACAUUUUUGGUGCCCACUGAGAUCUUCCCAGUGCAGCUCAGGUUGACGUGUCUUGGCAUAUAUGCCGCAGCUGGCAAGGCUGGGUCCUUGGUGGAUGCAUUCGGUUUUGUGCAUGCAGUGGACGGGAUCGGUGUCAAGAAGACUUUGAUAACACUCGGCGUGACCAAUUUCUUUGGGAUAGUCUUCAUCUUCUUGGUGCCAGAGUUGAAGGGCCAUUCACCCGAGGAAAUCUCUGGAGAACAUGAGGAAGAUAAUGCAGCUGAGUUGAGGACUGUCCCCGUUUAG
This is a messenger RNA of Eucalyptus grandis, 489 nucleotides long. Its product is annotated as low affinity inorganic phosphate transporter 1-like. Gene Ontology annotation, molecular function: transmembrane transporter activity. Gene Ontology annotation, cellular component: membrane. The transcript is spliced from 3 exons. NCBI's taxonomy places the organism in Eukaryota, Viridiplantae, Streptophyta, Magnoliopsida, Myrtales, Myrtaceae. Bases 1 to 489 code for a protein of 162 amino acids. Gene Ontology annotation, biological process: transmembrane transport. The record is from RefSeq and is a predicted model, not a curated record.